AUGGCAAAUGGUUUGGACCAAAUCUUUCUCAUAACGUUACGAAGUGUUGGUAUGACUGAGGAUGAAUAUUACAGGCAAUGGUAUCAAUUCAUUUGGUUUUGUUGUUGUAACCGCUCAUUUACAAUGAAUGUUUUGGAAUUGUUUGGAUUUGAUUUUAGUACCACGCUUACCGAGACUCAAGAACUUACGAAAGAUUAUGAACGGUCCAAUUUGCUGUUAAUCACUAGACUGAUAUUGCGUGUAUUUUUGAAUGAAAGUAUGCGUUUGCGACAUCGCAUUAUCAGUGCCGAAAUACGUUCACUCACUGAUCUUUUCGUCAUUCUUGAGAAAAUUUUGUGGCAUGGUUUUAGAAGUUCAGUCCAGAAGACAAUGAUAGCAUUGCGCGCCCCAGAUUCCGAGUUAUGGAGUUGUCUUGGUAAAGUUGCAAACGUAAAUCCAGAUAUGAACGAAAGUUACCAAUGCAUUGACCGUCUUGAUAAUAUCACGUUGAACUCCUCUGCUUCGAAUUCGAGCCUUCCUGAGAUUAGCUGUCAUGCAGAAGAAACUUGGCAUCUACUUCGAAAAUUUGAUUACUUCAAACUACAUCAACCGUGGGCAUUGAUUCGACAUGAUGAAUGCAUCGGUUUAUCUGGAGCACUGAUGGCACUUUCAGUUCUUGAUUGCAAUCUGGUGUUAGAUCAGGCGCAGCUAGGAAAUCAACCCAUAACUGUUGAACUAUCGGCUUAUGUCUGUUUACCAAACUUGUCGAAUAAUACUAAUGGUGAAAAGGAACCUGAUAUGACCGAUGAAAAGUUACUGGAACUUGCUCUUGAUCAAAAAAAUUAUUUAGAACAACGAAAUCAUUAUUUGGAAUCCAAAGUGGCUGAGUUGAAAGCGAAAUUGGAAGAGGUCAAUCUGUCUACUCUCAAGAGCAUCAGUUUAGCUGAUGCUGCAGCGGAACAUGCAUCGAAGAUGACUAAUGAACAUAUUGCUACAACGGAAGCACUAGAAAAGGAAAAAGCGGUGCUAGCUCAGUUAGCAUCUGAAAAAGAAGAUUCUGUACGAAUUUUACGCCAGCAACUAGCAGAUACCAAAAAAGUGAACGUUGAUUUGUAUGAAAAAAUUCGUAUUGUGGAGGGGAAAUGUCGACAACUGGAAAAAGAUAUGAUCAAUGCCAAUAAGCGAUAUAACUAUGAGAGAGAACAGCAACAGCAAGUGAUUGAUAUAUUGAACAAAAGAAAUUCUGUGCGUGAAAUGGAUUUAGAACAUGAAACUGAAACUUCGGAAAUGUUGAAAAAGGAGCUAGCUGAUAAAACUGAUGAAUACAUGCAAACAUUGAAUGUGUUGGAAAAAAAACAGCAGGAAUUGGUUGUUGUGAAUGACCAACUUGGAAAACUGCAGCGUCAGACUUCUGAGUUGAAUGAAAAGCUGAAACAGUUGCCUGUGAUAAAACAGGAACUGGAAGAACUGACUGCCAGUUAUAAAUAUAAAAGUGAGAAACUGGAGGAUUGUGAAAAAGCUCUAGAAGAACUUGGUGGUCAUCUUUCGGAGUCAAAGUUAAAAGUAGUUGAAUUGAAAGAAGAACUAUUGCCUCUUUCGGAAGCUGAGUGGGAAAAGGAUGGUAAUGUCUUGAACUGUAAAGGAUGCAAUUUGCAGUUCAGUAUGAGUAAACGAAAACAUCACUGCAGGAAUUGCGGCUCUAUAUUUUGUAAUUCAUGCACUGAUGCGCGGGUCAAACUGCCUUCUAGCGCGAAACCAGUGCGAUGGACGCGGUGUUACUUAUUAUGCUCACAACCGAAUGAUAUCAGUGUCGUUGUGCUCUAUGUUUACAAAAAUCAUAAGCAACGUUUAAAAAAUAAGGAAACCUCAGCGAUCUCACUCAGUACCUUCGUUGGUCUCGAAACUGGUUUUGAGCUAAAAAAUCGAAAUAAUACAAUGUGUGUAAUCACACAACAAGAUAUUUUGAUCGUUUCGUUUCAAGCAGCUGAAAUAUUAACAAUGUGGGAGACUUGGAUUUAUCAUACUUCUUUCAAAGGUUCACUAUUUUAUGCACAACUGGUCGGUGCGCCUGAAUCAAGUCGCGCACAUGAGUCGUUAAAUUGCGAAGUUCGAUUGCAUAUACAUGAUGGCCGUAUCGCACUUGUUGACGGUUAUCCACAACGUUUGAUAGGUUUCUGGUUUCUGGACGAAAUUAUUCGGGUUUGUUUUAACGACAAUAAAUUGCAAUUCUUCGCAAAUGAUAGAAGUGGUUUGGAUGAUGGCAUGUAUUCGCUGGUUUGUGGACGAAUACAGCUCCUCGAGAAGCACUACAAUUUAGCUAAUAAGCCUGGGUUACUUACCGCAUUCAUGAAGCAGAAAGAAGGUGAUGGAUUGUGGUAUAAGGAUAAGUUUGCUGAUUCUCCACAAACAGUAAUCCAACAUCCCACUAUGUGUAGCAUUCAAAACUCCGAUGUAAAUCAUUUUGGCCUUUCCAGUGUACAUCGAAGUUCGAGCCUCAAAACAGGAAAUUCAGAAUCCCCAAUUGGUGCUCAGGCUUCAUAUGUCAAUGUACUGACCGAUCCCAGAUUUCUUCCGUUAUCUAAUGUUCCAUCGAUGGCAUCGUGUUGUGUGCCGUAUGUAAAUUAUACGGGUGAGGAAUGCCUGCAUUCGCAGAGUGAACCUUCCGUGCUAUCCAUCGGACAUUGGGAUAAAUCAUCCUGUGUUCUUCUCAGUUCAUCCACCAGGGAUCGCAAGACUCCGGUACUCUCGAACACUACUAUAUCAAGUAAAUCCUUAUCACGUGCAGAUAGCUGGCCGAAACCACUGACUGAUGAAAUCAUCCGAGGGAGAGAGAUGUCUGUGCUUACUCAGAAAUGGUGUGCUGUUAAUGAUAGGGAAACUAAAGGACGAUUUGUGAAGCAAGAAAAGAAAAGUAGUACUGGAAUUAAACAUUACGAUUCUGGCAACUUUCAGGAGCAAUCUGGUAUACUUUCCGGUGCAAGACGAAAAGCUCAACUCUCAUAUUUUAAUGGUACUAAUCCAUCCAGUGACUCUUCAAGCGAGCAUUUACAGUCAUUGGGAAUGGAAUCUAGAUAUUUAAAUUCAUCACGAGAGAAAAAUUGGAAUCGUGCGAAACGUAUUAUCGGUGGUGUGAGGAAAUCGAUUAAUGAUUUGAAUGCUUGUAAAUUUUCGGCGUCUUUAGAUAAAUUAGCAUUACCGGCAAUGUUACAUCACGAAACAACAGUAGUGGCAUUAUCAUCUACUGAUGGUACCAACCAAGUUGAAAGAAUACCUGAUGGCUUGAAGGAGCCAGAAUUCACGACCCAAGGUCUUGCCUUGUCAUUAUCUGCACAGUCUAUGAACAGAUUACCUGGCCUAAUUAAAUUACCACCCAAAAAAUUUAGCCUUAUACGUGCUCGUCAUAUACUUACGAAAAGCCUACAGAAAUCGAUUUCAGGUUCAUUUUCGAAGUAUGACGGUGAACGAUCUGCGAAUCAUUUCAAUCUAGAAGAUGCCAAAUGCACAGUUCCUAUGAUUGACAGUAUCGAAUCGGCAGUGAAAAAGAGUCGAGCCCGCUUACUUGAAGCCGAACGGCGAAAUUCGGGAUUUACCGACAGAGCAAGUCCAACGAACCCAUCUAGCCAUUCAGUGUGGACAACAUUGCCAGAAAAUGUGGCAGUACCAUCGACUUGGUCAAAUGUUGGUCCUUCUUAUGUUACUGAAUCUUGUUUACCUAGCUACGAUCGGAAAUCGCCGGUAAAGACUGUUAUAUCAACUGUCGAUGAAUGCUGUAGUGCUGUGAACUUGCUUCCAAUAAUACCAGAUCGAGACUCUUUCAAAAAAACUGAAAGUCUUUCUCCAGCAUCAGUGAGAAUGGAUUUGCUGCCACAAAUGAAACGGCCAUCGAGAGAUGGAAGCUUUAUAAAUCCCUUAACAGCUGCAAAGGACACAAAUGCAGAAAAAGCCCGGACAAUACCAUUAUGCACAGCAGUCUCACUUUCAGGAAGUUACUGUAAUUUGGAAACCAAAAGUAGCAGGAAUUUACCCCAAAAAUCAUCCGAAGUUUCCCGUAUCGUUUAUGUACAAAUCGAUCCUGUGGCUACACUUGGCGCGAUACAGACCCAACAAACUAUGAUGAGGGAUCGUGCACGUGUUGGCAACUUAAUUAAAAAUAAGCGUUUCUCGAGCCAGAAUAACGUGGAAAGCAAGGAUCGAAGUGAUGAAGGGUGGAACAGAAGUGGUUUUUUUGCUCGUCGUUUGUGGCGGAAAUUCCCAAUAUCGAAGUCAUACUCUGAUCUCCGUUUCUGA
This is a messenger RNA of Acanthocheilonema viteae, 4266 nucleotides long. The record is from the annotation of a GenBank genome assembly. NCBI's taxonomy places the organism in Eukaryota, Metazoa, Nematoda, Chromadorea, Rhabditida, Onchocercidae.